Messenger RNA from Momordica charantia (bitter melon), 947 nucleotides. Its product is annotated as phenylacetaldehyde oxime monooxygenase CYP71AN24. Gene Ontology annotation, molecular function: monooxygenase activity; oxidoreductase activity, acting on paired donors, with incorporation or reduction of molecular oxygen; iron ion binding. NCBI's taxonomy places the organism in Eukaryota, Viridiplantae, Streptophyta, Magnoliopsida, Cucurbitales, Cucurbitaceae. The record is from RefSeq and is a predicted model, not a curated record.
AAAAAAUGCUUCACAACUUUGGAUGUGUUUUUGAGUAAGGUGGUUGAAGAACACAAGGCCAAGAUGAGAGCUGGUGGUGAAUCUGAUGAAUCUAAAAAGGAUUUUGUGGGUAUUAUGUUGCAGUUGAUGCAGAGUGAAAUGGUGGACUAUCAUUUCUCUUCAGAAAAUCUCAAAGGAAUCGUAUUGGACAUGUUCGUAGCUGGAACUGACACAACUGCGACAGGUUUGGAAUGGACGAUGACAGAGCUGAUGAGAAACUCAUCCGUCAUGAAAAAAGUCCAAGAAGAGGUUAGAAAAACAGUUGGAAACAAGGCGAAGAUUGAAAUGGAAGACAUUCGAAAGAUGCAAUACAUGAACUGUGUGAUAAAAGAAUCUCUGAGACUCCAUCCACCACUUCCUCUCCUGGUUCCACGAGAGGCUAUAGGAGAUGUGGAGAUUGAAGGCUACUACAUUCCAUCAAAAACGAGAGUUUUUGUGAAUGCUUGGAAAAUACACAGAGAUCCCAACAUCUGGGAGAGGCCAAACGAGUUCAUUCCGGAGAGAUUCAUGACGAAUUCAAUUGAUUACAAAGGUCAAGACUUUGAAUUUAUUCCAUUCGGGAGUGGGAGAAGAAUAUGCCCUGGAAUGUCAUUUGGGAUUGCUUCCUUUGAAUAUGCAUUGGCAAAUCUUCUAUACUGGUUCGAUUGGAAGCUCCCUAAUGGCUGUGAAUUGGACGUUGAAGAAGAAAAUGGGCUCACUGUUGGCAAGAAAAUUCCUCUCCAAUUGAACCCAAUAUCUCGUACAUUUGAUUAAAAUAAAGUAGAUUCUCUCAUGUGGGAGCACUUUAUUAUAAAAUAAUGUUAUUUUGUGUCAUGCAUCAUGUGGUUUCUUUUCAGCAGGUUCUGUCUGUCAGCUUUAGUUUCUAUAAUAAGCUUAAAUGUACUGUCUCUGUCUCCUUCUUCACUCUA